Molecule: messenger RNA, 1167 nt
Organism: Striga hermonthica
Lineage: Eukaryota; Viridiplantae; Streptophyta; Magnoliopsida; Lamiales; Orobanchaceae
Source: the annotation of a GenBank genome assembly
AUGGAUCUUUGCCUGCCCUCCUCUUUCCGGCAGCCGGAGUAUACCCUUUUCCGCCGGGAUCUUCACGGAUCCUUUUUCCGGCAGAUGGGUUCGGCGCCAGCCCGGUCGAGGCAGAGAGCGGUGGUGAUGGCGCAGAAAAAGCCGAAAAUCGAAGGGCUGAGCGAUGAGCUAAACUCCAUCGCGUCGCAGAAUCUUGACUACGCGCCUGCACGAAGGCGAGUGCGUUCGGCUUUUGCCAAUGUUCAGCUGCAGCUCGAUCACAUUUUGUUCAAGGUUGUUCCAGCUGGAAUCAGAACAGAAGAGUGGUAUGAAAUAAAUUCUGAUGGACUAGAGAUUUUCUGCAAGAGCUGGUUGCCGAAGCCCGGUGUACGAAUCAAAGGCGCUUUGUGCUUUUGCCACGGAUAUGGUGACACUUGCACAUUUUUCUUUGAAGGCAUUGCCAAGUACAUUGCUGCCUCUGGCUAUGGAGUUUAUGCAAUCGACCACCCGGGCUUUGGUCUUUCAGAAGGAUUGCAUGGCUAUGUACCCUCAUUUGAUGCCAUAGUUGAUAAUGUAAUUGAGCAGUUCACCAUAAUGAAAGGGAGGCCCGAGAUUCGGGGGCUGCCCCGUUUUUUAUUCGGGCAGUCGAUGGGUGGAGCAAUUUCUUUAAAAGCGCUUUUGAAGGCGCCGAAUGAAUGGGAUGGCAUAGUGCUUGUGGCUCCUAUGUGCAAAAUAUCAGAUGAAAUGGCGCCACCUGUACCACUUCAGAAAAUACUAAUCUUGCUAUCCAACAUUUUGCCACAAGCAAAGCUCGUCCCUCAGAAGGACUUGGCCGAUUUGGCAUUCAGAGAGCUGAACAAGAAGCAAAUGGCUCCAUACAAUGUGAUCAGUUAUUCGGACCAAACUCGACUGAGGACUGCAGUCGAGCUCCUCAACGCUACAAAAUAUAUUGAAUCGCAGGUCGAAAAGAUUUCAUCGCCAAUGCUGAUACUUCAUGGGGCAUCCGAUAAGGUAACCGAUCCUCGUGUGAGCCGGUUUUUGUAUGAGAAUGCUUGCAGCAAGGAUAAAACCUUGAAGCUUUAUGAAGGGGGUUUUCAUUGUAUUCUGGAAGGUGAGCCUGAUGAUAGAAUUUUGGAGGUUCUUAAUGAUAUUAUUUCAUGGCUUGAUUUCAGGACCUCUCUUAGGUAG